Messenger RNA from Rhipicephalus sanguineus (brown dog tick), 781 nucleotides. RefSeq lists its product as uncharacterized. Bases 44 to 781 code for a protein of 245 amino acids. The transcript is spliced from 3 exons. Lineage: Eukaryota; Metazoa; Arthropoda; Arachnida; Ixodida; Ixodidae. The record is from RefSeq and is a predicted model, not a curated record.
AGUUCGACUCGUUCAACACCGUAAGAAAGAAGUCCUCGAAAACAUGAACUUCAGGAAAUGCGUGCAAAAGCUGGGCGCUCAUCUCUCCUGCUCAAAGCCUCGACACGGUGGCCUACGGAUUAAGCCUGGGAAGGAUGUAGCCGUCAGCAACGAGAACCUCGACGCGGCGCGUAAGUACGUGGACGUCGUCAUGCAGCGCCUUCGCCGCGACAUCGUCAUGCAAGGGGUCGGAAUGGCCGAUCUAAGAAGUCCGAACGACGACUGCUCCGCCUGGGAGCUGCACAGCGGCACGAUCUCGGGCCUAGAAAGGAUCAGCCACGACGGUAGACCUUGGCCGCUGAAGACGCCCUCGAACGAUGUCGACGACGUCGGCUCACCGGAGCGCUACGACGUAGCCGCAGUAGUGCUGCUGCACGACGUCUGCUUCGAGGUGUUGUACGACUACACGAGCCAUACGCUAGCGGUCUCCGGCAAAGUCUCCGGGAAAAUUGGUAUCGUGCGGCUCGACAUGAUCAUUGGCCACCCCCAGGGACCAGAUGGCGCUCCUGAGGUCAUCCUGUUCGAGGUGACGGAGUACACCCGCGUGGGGAUUUCCAAGCAAAGCGUUGGUGUUCUCAACGAAAAAAUAAUCAACGAGGUCACCGAAAAAGUUGUGCACACCUGCAUCGAGGACGCCAUGUCUUACCGCGUCCUUCCCGUGCUCAACAGCGCGCUCAAGGUCACCCAUAUCCAAAUUUCACCUAGUGGAAUAAAUGGUCCAUCUCUGCAAAAGUGUCUGUAA